CUCUACUCUCCAUUAACACCUCGCCUUCUCAGAAAAACAAGCGAUGUGGAUUAUCGGAACGUUCGUGUCGGGACUGGCCAUCGCAUGGCUCGCUCACUGGGUUUACAAGUGGAAGAACCCUAAGUGUGGCGGCGUUCUUCCUCCCGGUUCUUUGGGGCUUCCUCUCAUCGGUGAGACCCUUCAGUUGAUGGUUCCUAGCUACUCGAUGGACCUCAACCCAUUCCUUAAGAAGAGAAUACAAAGGUACGGCAAGACAUUUCGGACGAGUGUGGCGGGUCGAGCAGUUGUAGUGUCGGCCGAUCCAGGAUUCCGCCAUUUCGUUGUUCAGCAGGAUGGCAGGCUGUUUGACUCAUGGUCUCUGGACACAUUCGCAAAGAUUUUCGCACAAGAGAGCGAGGGCAGCACCAACAUCCCGAACGUCCACAAGUACAUCCGAAGCACGGUUCUAAAGCACUUCGGCGUGGAGGGCCUCAGGGAGAAGUUGCUUCCCUUGAUGGAAGAAGUGUCUCGAGUGACCAUAAAGAGUUGGUUAGGCCAAGAAUCCAUCGACGUAAAAUAUGCCACUGGAACCAUGGCAAUUGGAUUCGGUGCAAAGCAACUGCUAAGUUAUGGUCCUAAACAAUCGUCAGAGAAAUUUUUUGAUUUAUUCUUUGCAUUUAUCCGGGGGCUUAUGUCAAUUCCUUUUAACAUACCGGGUACAUUACAUUACAAAUGCUUGAAGGACCAUAAAAAGGCGUUGUCAAUCAUUCGAGAGAUCGUAAAAGAGCGGUUUUCUUCGCCAGAGACCCCCUACAACGACUACCUUUCUCACAUCAUGGCAGAUAUGGGCAAAGAGAAAUUCCUGACAGAGGAUUCCAUGGUUCAGCUUAUAUUUACGCUUCUUUGGGUCAGCUUUGAUUCUCUUUCGACAGCACUGACAUUAGCUCUAAUGUUCCUCGAAGAGAAUCCUAAAGCAUUGCAAGAAAUCACGGAUGAGCACGAUGCCAUAAUACAGCAAAGAGAAUUAACAGACUCCUCGAUCACGUGGAAAGAAUACAAGUCAAUGCCUUUCACUCUUCAUGUAAUACAUGAAUCACUAAGGUUGGGAAGCCUCUCACCAGGAAUGUUGAGGAGGACAAAAAGGGAUGUAGAAUGGAACGGAUUCACGAUUCCAGCAGGCUGGGGAGUCUGGAUAUCCACUACCGCUUUUCACUUUGAUCCCGAGACAUACAGAGAUCCUACGACGUUCAAUCCAUGGCGCUGGAAGGACUGCAAAUCGGAUGCUCUGCUCAAGAAUUUCAUGCCUUUUGGAUCGGGAAUGAAACAAUGUGCUGGUGCGGACUACACGAGAGUUUUCUUGGCAACUUUCCUGCACGUCUUGGUGACGAAAUACAGAUUUAUAAAGGUCAAGAGAGGUCUAAUUCGCAGAAAUCCGAUUCUAAAUAUCGGGGAAGGCUUGCACAUCAAGGUCAUGGAAAAAUAGAAAGGAAACUGCUUCCACCCUCUCACGAGAUCACAACUUUGUUGGCUGUUAUGAUAUGGUUGUAAUGAUAUGGUUUCAAUGUUUUAUCUCUCGACAAA
Molecule: messenger RNA, 1560 nt
Organism: Eucalyptus grandis
Lineage: Eukaryota; Viridiplantae; Streptophyta; Magnoliopsida; Myrtales; Myrtaceae
Product: cucurbitadienol 11-hydroxylase
Exons: 9
Coding region: 44-1462 (472 amino acids)
Biological process (GO): sterol metabolic process
Molecular function (GO): heme binding; iron ion binding; monooxygenase activity
Source: RefSeq, a predicted model, not a curated record